Molecule: messenger RNA, 1212 nt
Organism: Emericellopsis cladophorae
Lineage: Eukaryota; Fungi; Ascomycota; Sordariomycetes; Hypocreales; Bionectriaceae
Exons: 5
Coding region: 1-1212 (403 amino acids)
Source: RefSeq, a predicted model, not a curated record
AUGAGCAACGGGGACAGAAAUCACGGACGGCGCCACGCGAAGAACGUGUUGAGACAUGGAGUGAUGCACAUUGGAAAGUACCAGGUGGAAGCUAAACACGUCAACGGGCAGAAGCAUUCUAACAAGACAAAGCAGCAGCAACACGGUGACGGUGGGAAUAGAAGUGGGAACAGAUGGACCAUCACACCGAAUACGAACGAGUACAGAUGGAGAAAGAUGGCAGCAAAGUAUGGCUUUGGUCCGCUGUACAGUCCCUUUGGUACGUCCUGGGCCGGGCAGCCACAACACGAGUUCUACCUGCAUGGGCCUCGCCCGUCGUAUUCGCGAGGCAAGGACUACCGGCAGAAGAGAGCGACUAAAUCCUGGCCCUUUGUGAGGUAUUUCGAGGAGGACGAGACAAUGGGCGAUGUAGGAGAUUUGGAGCCGGCUAUUCCACUGUCCGACACGGUCGACCAGGAGAUGGAAAUGGCAGGGCAUCACCCUGAAGACGAUCUUGGAUUCGACCCUCAACUUGUACCCACAAGCUUUUUCCUCGAUCAAGAGAUUCUCAUGGCUAUGGAUGACCCUCAUGGCGAUCGGGAGCAUCCAACGCCGUUUGACAGUGUCCAUGACAAUACCAUCUUCGUCGAGUCCUUUGAGGGCAGAACCAUUCAAGUGCCGGAUCAUCUGGACGUCGAGGUAGCUUUAGGCCAGUUGUAUGACCCGAAGUUUGUCGAAUCGCUGGCUGUCCCGGGAAACCUGCCCGAGACACUGCGCCUCGAAGAAGUAUGUGUCCAAACGGCCAAGAUUGCAGAAGAGGCCGGGCUUGCUGCGCUGGCCGCCGCAUAUCGAAACAAGGUGGAUGCUAUUGCCCUCUCCAGGUCUGGUACCCUGCUGACGUGUGAGCAGUCCUCGUCACCAGAUAUCAACGGCAGCCAUGGAAGUGGUGGCUAUCACGGCGGUUUACAACAGAAUCAGCUCCCAAUGGGAGAAUCAUUUGGAGAUGACGCCCGGGGCAACCACCAUGACAAGGAACCUGCGGAGAAGAGAGAUGACCACAAGAGUGGCAACAUGCAUCAGAAAAAAGACGGUAACAAGGGGAUCGAGAAUCACAAGAAAGACAAGAAAACCCCGAAACACCAUAUCAACAACAAUGGCGGGAGGAAGAAUGCCAAGGCAGGUUUAGAAGGGCACAAAGACCGGCGUAGGCAUCGUAGAACUCGAAUUGUAUAG